Molecule: messenger RNA, 1515 nt
Organism: Yarrowia lipolytica CLIB122
Lineage: Eukaryota; Fungi; Ascomycota; Dipodascomycetes; Dipodascales
Biological process (GO): protein neddylation
Cellular component (GO): cytoplasm
Molecular function (GO): NEDD8 activating enzyme activity
Source: RefSeq, a predicted model, not a curated record
AUGCACCGUGACAAACGCCAGCGAAUGUCGGACUCAAUUCCCAGCCAAAAAGACCGCAAGUACGACCGUCAGCUACGACUAUGGGCCGCAUCGGGCCAACGUGCACUCGAAGAUGCGUCCGUGUGUCUUCUGGGCUCGUCUCCAGUCGCCACGGAAACCAUGAAGAACCUGAUUCUGCCCAAUGUCGGCUCCUACACCGUGGUGGACGGUGGCAAUGUGACAGAGGACGAUCUGUCGGCCAACUUCUUCUUCGAUUCAGAUUCAAUUGGAAAAAGCAAGGCUCAAAGUGCCAGUCUGUUGCUUAACGAACUCAACAAAGACAGCACAGGCUCAUAUCUGGACCAGAAGCCCAGCAAAAUCGUAGCAUCCAACCUCUCCUACUUUGACCAGUUCAGCAUUAUCGUUGCCUCUGUUUCUUCUUUCGACAAGUACUCGGAUCUCGAGGCCCUUUCGGAGUACCUCUACUCACACUACAUCCCACUUGUGGUGAUCUCUUCGGCGGGAUUUUACGGCUACGUGCGAGUGGUAAUGAAGGAGCUCCCCAUCAUUGAUACACAUCCGGACUCGCUGGUAGAUUUGAGAUUGGAUAGCCCCUGGCCUGAGCUGAUGGAGUACGUCAACAACUUCCCAGAGCCCGAAACGGCAGCAGCACGAGAUCAUGUCCCCAUGAUUGUUUUAUUGCUCAAGACGGCUGAUAAGUGGAUCAAGGAACAUGAGGGAGGUCUUCCCACUAAGCGAGACGAGAAACUGGCAUUCAAAAAACAGGUGGAAGCAUUACGUCAGGGAGACAGCGAAAACGUGGACGAAGCAGUGGCCGCAGUAUGGAGACUGUACCAAAAGAGCAACCAGGUGCCAUCACAGAUCCGGGACCUUUUUAAUUUAUCUGCUGAAGACUCUACAGAUAGAGAUCCGACCUUCUGGACUCUGGUUGAAGCCCUCAAGGACUUUGUGGCUGAGACGGGUACUUUUCCCCUGUCCGGAACCGUCCCCGAUUUCAAGGCAUACACCAAAGACUACGUUGAUAUCCAGCGUGUGUAUAAGGACAAGGCAAACAAAGACCUGUCCAGGUUCAAGGAGAUUGUGGCUACAAAGGUGGUGGAAGUUCCUGAGACUGUGAUUGAGGAGUUCAGCAAGAACUCUCGAUUCAUCCAUCUAGCUCGAGGAACGUCUCUAACCCAUGACAUCAGUCCCGAGAGUCUAGCCCAGAUCACUUCUGAGGAUGAUGAUCUUCUGAAACUCUACUACGUCAUUCGAGCCAGCCAGAUGCUGGGGGGUAAACAGGACGCGUUUUCGAUAAUGACCAAGACUAACGAGCUGGGAGUUACUGCUGACGUAGUGGAAUACUCUCAGGAGGUCGCUCGAUACGAGGGCCGAGAGCUUCAUAACAUUUCUAGUGUUAUUGGAGGGGUGGCGUCUCAGGAGAUUGUCAAAAUUCUGGCUAAGCAAUAUGUUCCGUUGAACAACACUGUGCUCUUCGACGGCAUUGGCAGUAAGAUGGAGAAGUGGUUGUUGUAG